Molecule: messenger RNA, 786 nt
Organism: Macrosiphum euphorbiae (potato aphid)
Lineage: Eukaryota; Metazoa; Arthropoda; Insecta; Hemiptera; Aphididae
Source: the annotation of a GenBank genome assembly
AUGAAAAAUCAAUCUAGUUUAGGAACAAUGCCACAGCUUCCAAGACAGCAAAACCGUAAGCAAAUGACUAUGACAAACUUUGUUCAAAGACCAAUUACAAUGAGUAAGUCAAAGGCAAUUGACCAACAACUAGUCAAAAUGAUUGUAAAAGAGUAUCACCCAUUCAGUGUUGUUGAGUAUAAGGAAUUUAGAAAUUUGAUUCAAAUGUUAAAUCCAAGUUAUAUCAUACCAUCAAGAAAAACUGUCACCCAGAGCUUAUUGCUUCAAAUGUAUAAGAUAACCAUUGAAAAAGUUGAAAAUCAAUUAAUAAAUGUUUCGGCAGUUUGCAUGACCGCAGAUGGCUGGACUUCAUUAAAUAAUGAAAGUUUUGUUGCAGUCACAGUUUAUUUUAUCGACCCUUCAAAUGAAACACAGCUGUCAUCAGUAUUGCUAGGUUGUACCAAUUUCUGUGAGAGACAUACUGCAGAGAACUUAGCGAUUUUUUUAAGAAAUACUUUAGAUGAGUGGAACUUGAAUAAUAAAAUAGCUGGUGUGAUAAGUGACAAUGCUAGCAGUAUUAAAUCUGCAUUACAAAAAUGCAACUGGUGGUAUUUGUCUUGUUUUGCUCAUUCGAACAAUUUGGUUGUUCAGACAAGUUUGAAAUCCAUUGAGCCAACUAUACUAAAAGUAAAGACAAUUGUCAAGUUUUUUAAGAAAAGUUUCCACGCUUUAGGAAAAUUACAAGAUUUUCAAAAACAAACUGGCUUACCUCAACUAAAGCUUAAAUUAGACAGCCCAACCCGUUAG